Messenger RNA from Poecilia latipinna (sailfin molly), 690 nucleotides. RefSeq names its product butyrophilin subfamily 1 member A1-like. Gene Ontology annotation, cellular component: external side of plasma membrane. The annotation marks the transcript as partial. Gene Ontology annotation, biological process: T cell receptor signaling pathway; regulation of cytokine production. Lineage: Eukaryota; Metazoa; Chordata; Actinopteri; Cyprinodontiformes; Poeciliidae. The transcript is spliced from 4 exons. The record is from RefSeq and is a predicted model, not a curated record. Gene Ontology annotation, molecular function: signaling receptor binding.
UAGUUUUCUACCUGAGUCACUGUAGAUAUAUCCAGUUUGGUCUGAACAUGUUCCCGGUCUCUGAUGUUUUCAUUGUGGAUUUUUACCUUCUGUAUGAGCUGGACUCCGGUUCACGGUGGCCUCCAUCUGAUUGGUUCCUCUCAGCCAAUCGUAGCUGCUCCUGGAGAUGACGUCAUCCUCCCGUGUCGGGUGGAUCCUGAGUGGGACGCCGUGGGGAAGACGGUGGAGUGGUCCCGACCGGACCUGAGGCCGACCGGCCCUCAGAAGCGUGUGGAGUACGUGUUCGUGUACCGCUUCAGGAAGACGGACCGAGACAUGAUGAUGGACACGUACAUCCAGAGGACGUCUCUGUCCCAGGACGGCCUGAGGCGAGGAGACGUCUCUCUGACCAUCAGGAACGUCAGCCUGCAGGACCAGGGCAGGUUCCGAUGCUUCAUCCCACGCCUCGGGAUAGAAGCAGAACUUCUGCUUGUUGUUGAUCCAAACUUUGUUUCAUUGACAACAGAAACGGUUUCUCACAGAAACCUCAUCACUCUGACGCCACAGGAGGAAACCAGCAGGAACGGUUGGGUCAGAUUCCAUCUUUGCCUAAUUGUUUUUUCCUUCUUCAUCAUUUGUCUGGGUCCAGUUUCCCUUUGUGUCAUUAGAAAAUGGCAACAAAUACAGAAAGUGAGUCAAAUUUCUUCUGAG